This is a messenger RNA of Melanotaenia boesemani (Boeseman's rainbowfish), 4151 nucleotides long. It is a transcript of the gene itgb8, whose product is annotated as integrin, beta 8. The coding region runs from base 467 to 2749 and encodes 760 amino acids. Gene Ontology annotation, biological process: cell migration; cell adhesion mediated by integrin; integrin-mediated signaling pathway. Gene Ontology annotation, cellular component: cell surface; focal adhesion; integrin complex. Gene Ontology annotation, molecular function: integrin binding. The transcript has 15 exons. NCBI's taxonomy places the organism in Eukaryota, Metazoa, Chordata, Actinopteri, Atheriniformes, Melanotaeniidae. The record is from RefSeq and is a predicted model, not a curated record.
GUGGUUUUAGUGUGUGAUGUGUUCAGUCAUCAUGCUGCAGCUCGCCGGCUCAGUGUAGCGCUGACUGUUACCCGCGUGCGGUCUUCUCCUCGCGGGAUGAGACUUUGCGGUAAACUGUGAUAGGGAUCAAUUUGAUGGGAGCACGCGGGGAACACCUGGAAAUGGAUGGAGGAACUCAAGUCGCACAAAGCCUCUGUCGCAGCAGUCCACCAAUUGCUUUACCUUCUCUCCUGGUCCGCCGGGGAGCGCGCUUGUAAAAUUAUUUGACUCGUGAAUGUGAACAGCCUACCUCCGGGAUUAGAGGGUUAUUGAGUGAACGACAAUGUCCCGCGGCUCGGUCCGGUACUCCCGGCUAUUGUUCGUUCGUCAGCGGACGCCCAUUGCGCAGUCUGCCCAGGUUCAUCUCCAAUAGCUGUUCAGCUCUUCUGCUGUGUCUCCUCGCUGCAUCUCUCCCGGUGUGGAUAGGAUGACUUCCUGGCUCCUCGCACACGGCAGCAGCGUCCCUCUGUGUGUCCUGCUCGGCUGCGUGGUACUUGCUGUCUGCGCAGAAGCUUCCAGUGGCGGUACCAGUGUGUGUUGGUCGCCCAGCAUCACCUCUUGUGCAGAAUGCCUCCGACGUGGACCACAAUGUGCCUGGUGUUUUAAGGAGGACUUCCUACGCGGGGCUGAGCAAAGCCAUCGUUGUGACCUGUCGGAGAACCUGCGUAGAAGAGGCUGUGAUCCGGAGUUUAUGGAGCAGUUGGAGACAAAGGUGGAGGUCAACGCUACCCUCAGCAGUACACAAGUCUCCCCACGAGACAUCAGCAUCACCCUCAGACCAGGUUCAGAGGCCAGUUUCAUUGUGGCUGUGAAGCAGUUGGAGCAUUACCCUGUGGAUCUAUACUACCUGGUGGAUGUUUCAGCUUCUAUGCAGGAAAAUCUUGAUCAUCUUAAAACGGUGGGUGUAGCUCUGUCCCUCCGUAUGACAGAGUACACCUCAGACCUUUGGAUGGGUUUUGGUUCGUUUGUGGACAAACCUGUCUCACCUUACAUCAAUGUUCACCCCUCCAAGAUCAACAACCCCUGCAGCGACUAUGAGAUCCGCUGUCGUCCAGCCCAUGGUUUCCACCAUGUGCUUAGUAUGACUGGAAAUAUGACUGAGUUCACACGUGUGAUCAAACGCCAGCGCAUCUCUGGGAACAUGGACACACCUGAAGGAGGACUAGAUGCCAUGCUGCAAGCAGCUGUCUGCCAGGGUGCAGUUGGAUGGCGGCCUGAGGCAAAGCGUCUGUUACUCCUGAUGACCGACCAGCCGUCUCAUCUCGCCCUGGACAGCCGGCUGGCGGGGAUCGUGGUGCCGCACGAUGGCCUGUGUCAUCUGGAGAAUAACAUCUACACAGGAAGCACCAAGAUGGACCAUCCCAGUUUGGGUCAGUUGUCUGACAAGCUUCUUGAGAACCACAUUUACCCCAUCUUUGCUGUGGAGAAGCAGCAGUACCAGUGGUAUGAGGAGUUGGUGGACCUUAUACCUGGCUCUUACCUGGGAAAGUUAGGUCUGUUUCAUGCACCAAACCUUAUCGAGUUGGUGGCAGAUGCAUACAAGACGUUGCUGUCAGAGGUGGCGGUGUCAGUGUCAGUGGAAGACAAGGCAGUCAGCAGGUUCUGGGUGUCUGUGUCUCCGCUCUGUCCUGAUGGCUCCACUGCUAAAGACCAACGCUGCUCAGGGGUGCAGCCAGACCAGACAGUCUACUUCAAUAUCACCAUUGGUCAACAUUCCUGUGAUGAUGAUGGUAAAGAUGAAGAUGUGACGGUGAUGGUCCGCCCCGUGGGUUACAAUGAGUCCACUGUUGUUAGGAUCCAUUCUAAAUGUCGCUGCAAUUGUGGGACAAUGGGACGCUGCCAUGAUGAUGACCAGGCCCCCUGCAGAGGGGCCCAACAUGGCAUUAGUCAGGAGCCGAGGCCAGAUACAAUGAAAGACUCAGAUCCAAGCAGGAAUUGUAGAGCAGAUGGGUCGAAUUUGGACUGCAGUGGCCGGGGAGUGUGUGAAUGUGGCAGGUGUGUGUGCGAGCAAAGCAAACUUGGGGUAGUAUUCGGGAAAUACUGUGAAAUGGAUGACUUCUCUUGCCUGUAUGAAGGGGAAGUACUGUGUGGAGGCCGAGGUGUUUGUUCGUCAGGAGAGUGUGUGUGCGUGGACGGGUGGACUGGUGUUAGCUGUGGCUGUCCCACCUCCACAGCAAGCUGCCAAUCAUCAAAUGGCUUACUUUGCAGUGGGCGGGGCAGGUGUGUGUGUGGCAAGUGUGUGUGUGAUGACCCCAAGCUGUCUGGAAACUUCUGUGAGAGAUGUCCUACUUGCCAAAGCACCCAGAAAUCCACCUGCAAGAGUGUAAACUGCAACCGUUCUCAUGGUCUUUCACAAAAAGAAGCCGAGCACUGCAAGACUUGUGCACCUUUGAUCGAUAACCUGAAUGAUGUAUCAGAGCGUGUGAGCAGCAGGCGGCUGGUUGGAACAUUCCUGAGUGUGUGCGCCCUGACGUUGCUGUGCGGGUUGGUAGUGGUGGCUGUAUCCCGGCUGUUGCUGCAGAAGAGGGGCAGGUCAUCAGGGGGUGCCGUUGAGGAUGGAGGCUAUCAUUGCACUGGAAAGGACCUGUCAUACAUUCCUACAACCAAUGAGAAAACAGUAACCUACAGGAGGGACCGUCCACCUGACCGCCCUGUGGAGAUGCACAUCCAGGUUCCCAAGAUGCCCCUCGGUGACCCCUGGCAAUGCUAAUCAUUGGAUGAACAUCUGAAGGAAAGCAGCAUUGACACACAGGAGAGCUGGAUGUAAAAACUUAUCUGCCUGUCAACUUCUAUAAAAAGUCAGUGAACUGCAUGUGGAGGAUUUUUAUGAUGGUUAACUUAAUCAUGAAACCUCCACUAUAUUUGCGAUAUGAACUAACAAAACUUUUUGACAAUUAUGGCCAGUAUCCUGGAAAUGGAGUUGAAACAAAGAGCACAAGUCCCCCACCUCUUCUUCCUCUGUAGCAACAGGGAGGCUACGUUUUCAACAGGGUAAAACGUGACCAUUCCUUGCUUUUUAGCAAUGCAGCAAUUACUGCUCUAAUUUAUGUGUGUGUGUGUAUGUGUGUGUGGAUGCAUGUAAAUGAGUGGUAAAUGCUUAUAUAUAUUUAUGAUUUAUUUUGAAACACUACAUCUUGGAAGUUGAUGUUGGUUAGGUCAACACUCUCACGGUACUGUCUCCCUGUCUUAGUCUGCCCCCAUGUGGUCAACGUAAUUUAUGACAUCUCAAAUAAUGCACAUUACUGACCUCAGCUGUAUUGCCUUGAGUACACCAAUGACUCCACAUGCCUUUUUAGUUUUUUAAGUUAUAUUCUCUGUCUUUUAGUGUUUUCAAGUUUUUUUCUUUUGCCUUUUGUUUUUUUCUUACAAAUCAAUUGUAUUACAACCCAAUGCUUGAUUUUUGUGGCAUUUUCUCUUAUUAGAUCACCUGUUUUAACAAUCUGGUUAGACUUGCACUAGAAAAGUUGCAUUAUACUACUGAAAGCUAUGGUGUCUCUGGGACAGAAGAGAUUUAACAGUGGGUUUGAAAUAAUACAUACAAAUGUGUCAAUGUGCAUUUGAAGUUUAUGUUAACACAUCCAUCUGAACACUGGAAUGACAAAAACUGAGAUUCAAGUUUGAAAUAUGCACAUACUCAUAGUUAAUGCCAAAUGUGCCAUCAAACACCACAAGAUUUGACCUCUGCAUAGAGCUGUGUCUGCAUGCUCCUGAUGAACAUCUAUUUUCUAAACUAUCCAGACAACUUGAGGCUUUAAGAGACUUUAAAGUACAAAUCAGCUUUGAAGGAACUGAGAUCAGAGGUGGGACUUCCAUCUACAGCCACCCCAUGCACUAGAAGAUUCUAUCUCAAUCCUGAUUGCCAACUGCAUGGCAUAUAAUGAGACUUUGGCUUGCUCAAUCCUGCUCCUCAUUUGGAUUUUUAUUUAACAGUGUUUACAGCAUUAGCUGCUCCAUUUCACUGUAAAAUUAGAAACACUAAUGAUUAUUUAUUUUGAUUGUUGUAGAUUGUUUUUGUUUAUGGGUAAUAGUGAUAUUUUAUGAGCCAGCUACAAAAGUUAGAAAUGUUAACUAUGACUAUUGUUCAGCAAUAAAAUACAUUAUGAAUCAUCUCA